Molecule: messenger RNA, 2718 nt
Organism: Eurytemora carolleeae
Lineage: Eukaryota; Metazoa; Arthropoda; Copepoda; Calanoida; Temoridae
Product: neuronal acetylcholine receptor subunit alpha-7
Exons: 17
Coding region: 69-1643 (524 amino acids)
Biological process (GO): signal transduction; chemical synaptic transmission; nervous system process
Cellular component (GO): neuron projection; synapse; postsynaptic membrane
Molecular function (GO): acetylcholine-gated monoatomic cation-selective channel activity; transmembrane signaling receptor activity
Source: RefSeq, a predicted model, not a curated record
AUUUCAGAGAGUUAGAAUGUGAGAAUAUGGAUAUAUUGGGGAACCUAAACCUGUGAUAUUAAAACACUAUGAUUAGUUUCUACAGUCUUUCCAUCCUUCUUCUCUUCAGUCUUCCUUGGGGAGCUAAGAGUGGAUUAAACGAGCGUCGACUUUUGGAUGACCUCUUGGAAAACUACAACAAGCUAGAGAGGCCGGUCAUCAACGAGACCGAGGCUGUUGUGCUUUCCUUUGGUCUCACUCUACAGCAGAUCAUUGAUGUGGAUGAGAAAAACCAGAUUCUGACCACAAACAUCUGGCUAAACCUGGAAUGGAAUGAUGCGAACCUAAAGUGGAAUGCGUCUGAGUAUGGAAAUGUAGCGGAUGUACGAAUUCCUCCAAAGUACAUCUGGAAACCUGAUUUGCUCAUGUACAACAGUGCUGAUGAAGCCUUUGACAGCACCUACUCGACCAAUAUAGUGCUGACCAAUGAGGGUGCGUGUACCUAUAUCCCCCCCGGGAUAUUCAAAUCCACCUGCAAGAUAGAUAUCACGUGGUUUCCAUUCGAUGACCAGGAAUGUGAGAUGAAGUUCGGUAGUUGGACUUACGACGGGGGAAAGUUAAACCUGACUCUAAAGGAAGAAAAAGCCGACUUGGGAACAUAUGUGCUUAAUGGGGAGUGGCACUUAUUAGAUGUGCCGGCUUCCCGUCAUGAAGUGUUCUAUGAGUGUUGUCCUGACCCAUACUUGGAUAUUACAUUCUUUAUUCAAAUCCGACGUCGAACUCUCUACUAUUUCUUUAAUCUGAUAGUUCCCUGUGUGCUAAUUGCCUCUAUGGCUGUGCUAGGGUUUACACUACCCCCUGACUCGGGAGAAAAACUAUCAUUAGGAGUGACUAUUCUGCUUUCAUUGACUGUAUUUUUAAAUAUGGUUUCGGAGACCAUGCCUGUAACAUCAGACAAUCCUCUACUAGGUGUUACAGUUUUGUUGUCUUUAACUAUAUUUCUAAACACUGUUUCUUCUAUCAUACCGAUAACAUCAGAUAGUCCUUUAAUAGGUACCUACUUCAACUGUAUCAUGUUUAUGGUGGCAAGUAGUGUGGUGACAACCAUCAUGAUCCUAAACUAUCAUCACAGAUUGUCACACACUCAUGAAAUGCCUGAGUGGGUGCGUAUGCUGUUUCUCCAAUGGAUUCCAUGGAUGCUACGGAUGUCUAGACCCGGAGAGAAGAUUACCCUUAAAUCCAUCCUCAUGCAGAACAAGAUGAGGGAGCUAGACACCAAGGAAAACUCAUCUAAGUCUUUGCUGGCCAAUGUUCUCGACAUGGACGACGAUUUCCGUCCGGGCGGGUCAACUCACAGCACUUUCUUCCCAACCCAUAAUAAUAUGGUUCACAAGAAUGGAGGAUUCAUUCGAGUCACACACAAUACUCAACCCUUUGAGGAUACUUUUCCUACAGGUAUACAGAAAGAGUUGAACCUGAUUCUCAAGGAAAUUAGAAUAAUCACAGAUAAAAUAAAGGAACAUGAUGAAUCUUCAGCAAUAGAAAAUGAUUGGAAAUUCGCAGCUAUGGUUCUGGAUAGGUUAUGUUUAAUCACAUUUACCAUGUUUACUCUGAUUGCAACAAUUGCAGUUUUAGCCGCUGCUCCUCACGUCAUUGUGACCUAGGCUGGACCAACAUAUCAGCAUAUCCUGUACAGCGCACAACAAUAACUUUUUAUACAAACUUUUAAAUGUAAAUAUUUAGCAAUAAAGCUCGUUCAGUCUAUUCUGGAUUUUGAACUUAACAACAUUUUUCAACUUCCUGAGCUGAAAACUUUAGAAUGGGAUAUCCUUAAUCCUAAUUGGUUAGUCUAUCUAGAGAUUAAUAACGAGAAGAUACCAAGCAUUAUUUAAUCUGGAUAAUAAGAAAUAGAGGAGAUCAAGCAUUAAUCCCGAUAUACAUUCUAAAGUUUCCAGCUCCAUGGUGUCUUAACUAAACACCCAGCUGUAUUAUCAACACCCUGCUAAGUUUCCAAAUUAUAAGUUGAAUACUGUUGUUAAACGCAAUUAGUAAACUCUAGAACACAGAAACCAAAGAGGAAAUUCAAUUUAUCAGAGCUGGGAUCUUGAAAAUAUAAAUUCUAAUAAUACCUGAUUUCAAGAACGGAGUCUUAGCUAAACUCGAAACAAUCUCGGUUUUUUAAAUGAUUUUUUUUCAAAAUUGUGAAUAUGCAAUCCAGUGAAAAAAGUAUCAAAAACGUAUGUUUAUGUAAAGUUUAAUUUGUGGAAAUUUCCAAAUAAAAAUAUAAUUAUCUUUGCUGAUUUGUGAGUUUAUCAUUGGCGAAUUAAUCCCAAUAGAACCAAGUGAUUUCAAGAACAGGUUCUCAUUAAUAUACGAUUUCCAAAUGCCUAACUGAUUGAAACAAAUAAAAUUCUCUACUUUCUCCUUGAGCCAUACCAUCAGGGGCGAAUACAGAAAUCGGUCCGGGGGGGGGGGGGUAAACAUGUUAACUUUCUAUGAAUGGGGAAAGUAGGCCAAUAACCCCUUUUUCGUAGAAGGGGGGGGGGGACCUUCAUUGUAUUUACCCCUGGCUUUAUCUCUUGUACGAUUAUCAAUUGUAUAUUGUCAAGGUAAAUAUGUCAAACAGAAGACAUUAGUCUAAAUGAAUUUGUUGUAUUAUACCAUGUCAGAAUUUUAGAUUAUUAAACAAUUCAAGGAAAUUCAACUUAUAGAAAAACAAUUUAAUUAAUAUAAAUAUAA